Molecule: messenger RNA, 1053 nt
Organism: Pseudocercospora fijiensis CIRAD86
Lineage: Eukaryota; Fungi; Ascomycota; Dothideomycetes; Mycosphaerellales; Mycosphaerellaceae
Product: glycoside hydrolase family 76 protein
Exons: 2
Coding region: 1-1053 (350 amino acids)
Biological process (GO): carbohydrate metabolic process
Source: RefSeq, a predicted model, not a curated record
AUGGUUCUCGCAAUAGGUUCACCCACGAAAAGGGCACUGUCGAUGUCAGACGCUCAAAAUGCAUACGACCAACUUCAGGAUUGGUACUCUUCCUCUACCGGCCUUUGGCAAGGUGCAGGCUGGUGGCAGUGCGCAAAUGUGCUCACGACCAUAUCCAAUUUGGCAAUGAUGAAUAGUCAGAUAAGGGACAACGUGCUUGCAGCGCAACAAGCCACUUUCACGUCUGCAGCACAGCAGGAUGAACAGUUCAUUGGCCAAAGGUUCAUAAGCAACUAUUACGAUGACGAGGGCUGGUGGGCUCUAGGCUGGAUCGCUUCGUACGAUGUCUCUGGCAACCCGCAAUAUCUCUCGAUGGCCGAAAGCAUUUUCGCUGAUAUGAGAACAACAUUUGGAAAGACCAAUUGCAGCCGUAACCGUGGGGGAACAGGCGGUAUAUUCUGGAAUCGUGACCAGACUUAUGUCAAUGCGAUUGCCAACGAGCUUUUCUUCAGCGUCGCCGCAGCUCUCGCAAAUCGUGUUUCCGGGAAGGAUUAUCUGAACGUCGCUCAGCAGCAAUGGAACUGGUUCCAAAGUAGCGGACUUAUCAACCCAGACGGCAAUAUCAACGACGGGCUUACAGGUGACUGUCGUAAUAAUGGAUAUAACGUCUGGAGCUACAAUCAAGGCGUUGUCCUCGGCGGCUUGGUCGAACUCUCGAGAGCAACCAGAGACGGCUCGCACAUUUCCUCUGCUCAGCGUGUCGCUGAUGCCGCAAUUGGACUGCUAGCACCUGGUGGGAUUCUGCAAGACCCAUGUGAGCAGAACGGCAGGACUUGCGACAGCGACCAGACUCAGUUCAAAGGUAUCUUUGCGAGGAAUCUGAUGUAUCUGCAUCGUGCUGCUCCGCGGGACAAGUAUGCGAGGUUCCUCGGCAACAAUGCGAACAGCAUUUUGACGAGAAAUACAAAUGAUGGCAAAUUUGGGCUCAGGUGGACCGGACCUUUUGUUGCUCCAGCGAGUGUGUCAACGCACAGUUCGGGAAUGGAUUGUUUGAUUGCGAGCCUGUCCACAUGA